UGACAUAGGUACUGAUAAGAAUUAUGUAUGUGAAGCAGAUAAGGAGUUUGAAGUUCCAAUAACGUAGUUCAAAAUUCUAUAAAUUUGGUUUCUGUUGAGUGAUCCUCGGUGUAUGCAUUUCAUAUUAUUUAUUACUAAUUGCUCAAGUAGUGAAGGAAAUUUGAGAGAUGUGGAUGCAGUGAAAGUUCGGCGUGCAAGAAUAGGAACAGUGCUUCGUUUAGUACGAAAGGGGCUGAAAGCGUAGUACGCACGCGUCGCCUUACGUGAAUUAAAACGAAAUUGUUAUACGAAUUAACAAUUGCUAUCGUCCGAGUGGGCUAUUCAAAUUAUUUAAACAAUAAGUACCUAGUGUAGGUAUUUUUAUGCACCAAGCACUGAUUGCUUUCGAUUAUGGAAAACGAAGGAAUCUGCUUAGUUAACAAGUUAGCUCUGAUUUGUACUUUUAUAGUGGGUUUUCAAAUUGUUCGGUUUCUGUUUACCUACAUUUAUAAUAAUUUUUUGGCAACUGCCCUCCAAAUCAAUGCUGUCAAUCUUAAAGAUGCUGGAAAAUGGGCUGUUGUAACGGGUGCUACAGAUGGUAUUGGAAAAGCUUAUGCUGAAAUUUUAGCCAAAAAAGGAUUGAAUGUCGUCCUUAUCAGCAGGACACAAUCGAAACUUGAAGCAGUAGCCAAAGAAUUAGGUCAGAAAUACAGUGAAGUAGAAUUUAAAACGCUGGUAGCAGAUUUCACAGAUACACAACAAAUAUACCAUGACCUAGACAAACAAUUGAACGGUAUGGAUAUCGGUGUUCUAAUAAACAACGUUGGAAUGAGCUACAACCAUCCAGAAUACUUCUUAGACGUGAAAAAUAAAGAUGAGUUCUUUACAAAUUUAAUAAACUGCAAUAUAUUCUCAGUAACAAAUAUGUGUAAAAUAAUAAUGCCUGGAAUGGCUGAACGUCGACGAGGUGUAGUUGUUAACAUCUCGUCUACAGCAGCUCAGAUUCCCAGUCCUUUACUUUCUGUUUAUGCAGCAUCCAAAGCCUAUGUUGCUAAGUUUUCUGAAGAUUUAGGAUACGAAUAUAAUAAGUUUGGCAUCACUGUUCAGUGCCUUUUACCUGGUUAUGUAGCUACUAAUAUGUCUAUGAUAAGAAAAGCCACGUGGAUGGCGCCCUCGCCGCUUACUUACGUCCAAGAAGCUGUCAAAACCAUUGGGGUUGUAGAAUCAACUACAGGAUACUACCCGCAUAGUGUGUUAGUAGACACGAUCAAUGUGCUGAAAAGUAUUUCUCCUAGAUUGUCUAGGUGGAUUGUUUUUAGGACUAUAGCUAAUGUCAGGGCUAGGGCUCUAAGAAGAGCCGUACAUUAAGUUUUGUAGAAAUUAUUUAAAUUGUUUUAUUUGAUAAAUAUUUUAUACAUGUUCUAAAUAGGCAAGUUUUAAUUUAUUAGCUCCGAUUAGGUGCCUGCACCAAAUUUUAACCUGAUUUAAGAGCUGAUGAUCGAGGAAAAAAUAUUUUUACAAAAGUACCUAUUUCAGGGGUUUCCUUAAAAAUAUUGACCGCCUAACUACACUACUUCGACUAUUUUGUACUUGUGAAUCAAGCUAAAUUGAUUUUUGUUUGCUAAAAAGUAAUUAAUUAUACAUUGUUUAAAGGUUUUAUACAAGUCAGUUAAAGUUAUUGUU
Psylliodes chrysocephalus is the source of this 1662-nucleotide messenger RNA. The record is from the annotation of a GenBank genome assembly. NCBI's taxonomy places the organism in Eukaryota, Metazoa, Arthropoda, Insecta, Coleoptera, Chrysomelidae.